GUGGGCACCUGGGCAGGUGGUAAAUAGUAUCAGUGGUGCAGGUCACGUCUUCUAUGACCUUGGUGGGCUACAAGCUGUCUGUACCCUCCCGCAUCUUCGUCUUUCUCCACACCAUCAGUGCUUACACCUUUUUGUAUUCACAAUACCACACCGAGGAAUUCAGCCAUAAUUACCAUGGUCAGCAUGACUCCUUGAAACUCGCCAAGACAAAAAUAUCACACCUCUCAUUGGUGACUGGAACACUAAACUAUUUAGAUGCAUAUACAGUGGACCCCCGCUUAACGAUCACCUCCAAAUGCGACCAAUUAUUUCAGCUGGCUGAUACAGAGCAGAGUGGGGAUCAUAACAUCACAGACAAGUUCCACGAGCUGAAGAGAACAGACACAGAAAACGAGCCUCACCUGUUCCAGAUAAGCUGUAGGUGUCAUGAAAGCCAAGCACCUUUGGAGGGCUUGCAACAGGUGCCAGAGAUGUUAUGCACUGAAAAAGAGGACUUUUAG
Molecule: messenger RNA, 500 nt
Organism: Cherax quadricarinatus
Lineage: Eukaryota; Metazoa; Arthropoda; Malacostraca; Decapoda; Parastacidae
Source: RefSeq, a predicted model, not a curated record